GCCAGCGGUGGGCAGAGAGUGUCGCGAGAGCACCAGUGGCCGCAGUCGCUUUUCGCGCACCGUCCGGCCUCCGCGUACAUUUCCGAACGCACGCUCGCAACGUAACACACGCUUCCCGCCACAAAUUCAAACAUCACAAACCCUACUGAAGUUGGUAUCGGUGUUUUCAACAAGUGACAUGGAAUAAUGGUGGAUUCCACGUAAUAAAUUAAUCAGUGCAUAUUUUAGAACAAAUUGACGUUGAAGACAGUUUAUUAUUACUGAAAGUGCAUGAGGAUGCGAGCCGGUGUGUGGUGCGUGGCGGCGCUUGCGCUGCUCGCCGUCACCAGCGCCUUGAGGACCUCUCAGGUGGAAGGUGUUUCGAGGAGUAGAAGGUUGCAAGCACCAUCAGCUUCAGAUAGCAAUAAUGUAGCUGAAACUGGACCUUCGGAAAACGUACAGCCUACAUUUAGGCCAAGAAGUAGUAGGCGACGUGAAGAAACUCCUCAGAAAGAUGUCGUCCGGACUAGGACCAGAUCGAGGCCAGAGGUUGUUCCAACUCCAGAACAAUCUCAAAGUCCAAAAAACGAACGAUUCGAUGUGAGAAGAACUCGAACGCGCAGUCAAACAGUUACUGAAUCUACUAACAAGGAUGCUUCACUAACAAGAGAGCCUGUGACAAGGUCAAGAUCGAGAGGGGGCAGUAGACGACCGACAGCAGCACCUGCACCUGCACCCACUUCAGCACCUGUAGACUUGACUUCUCCAAACAUUGAUGAAAGCAAAAUCGAAGUGAUAAAUUCUAAUCUAGAUGAUAUAACAAAAAUCCCUAAAGAGGACACAGCUACCACGCAAUUUAGACGGAGAACACCUGUAGUUCAAACAACUGAAAAGGUCACGCCUAUAAGAUCACGUGGACGUGGUAGUACUCGUGCUAAUGCAAGAUCGUUAGACCUUGAUGUGUCAGGCACAACCAAUACUUUGAAUGUAGCUGAAAAAGCACCGACAACUGCUAGGACUGCCCAGCAACCAGAUUUGAGAAAUGCUAGAAAACUCCGCUAUAAAACUCGACCUUCGGAGACUGAUACGAAUUUAACAGGUGAAGGGCUCGUUACGGCUAACGAAGUCAUUAAGUCUAGUCAGAACAAAGAGAGUGUUACUAGUCAAGCAGAAAUUCAAACUGCCGCUCCAACCGCUGUCGAAACCAUUGUUCAACACAUUACAGAAGCCAACAAACCCAAAUCUACAACACUGAAGGUUACAAAGGUAGUAAGACGACCUCUAGGGAGAGGGAAGGUGAACUUUAGACCAUCUGUGUCUUUGCCUAAAAUCCCGGUUUCUGAUGAAAUAGCCGAAGAUGAUAACUAUCCAGAAAGUUUCAAGGCUUUAAUUCAGGCUAAGAAUGCAUCGACAGAGGCGAGCUCUUCAACCGAAGAGAGCUUAUCACUGAAAGCGUCACAAAAAGUUUACAAAACCUACCCUGCAUCACCACAGUCAACACUAACUGGACCUGGCACAAACAAAUAUUCACGGUUUCGCAACAAACAAGUAACAGCGGAGGAGUCAAAAAACGAGAACAAAGAAGACACUAAAGGAGUUGAAACAACUGUUGCUCCUGCGGUGUCGAGACCUAGGAAUUCAGAAUACAAGCCAAGAGGAACUUAUUCUGCUAGAGCUAGGAAAUCUACAUCGAGCCCUUCCUCGACGACAGCGAGCACUGUUUCAGGCCAAAGUACUGAGAAACCAGCAUUCAAAUACAGCAGAAAAUUUAAAGCACCUAGUACUGAAUCACCUAAAAUUGAAGUUAAAAGCAAACCAGUUGAAUUAAGUAGCAAUUUGAAAAAGACCUUUGUGCGACCUCCGGUUUAUUCGAGGAAAUUUAAAGGAAAGACCUCUACCGAAGCUUCGUCCACGGAAAGUGUGAAAAUCGAAAACCCAAGCUUUACGAAGAAAACAGUUCUGCCUCGCACUUCGUAUUAUUCAAGACUAAGAAACAAUGUCAAAAAUGAAGUAUCAUCGACCACGGAAGCUGUUGUAGAAGUUACUCCCGAAUCUGAACCUAAAACUACCGUGGAAAGCGUUGACGCUCCACUAGUUAUCGCUUUACUGAAUAAUUCUGAAGACAGAAAAACUGCGAGGAUAGACGAUCAACCAGAAAAUAAUGACAACCUCAUGUUUCUCAUAUCAGUUACCAGUAAAGAGUCCUUAGAAAACAACACAAAUAACGAUGUAAUAAAUACAGCAGAAGAAUCAGAAAACAUGCCAAUCUUGAACGUUUCUCCAUCUGCUUCGUCAAGACUAGACAGUGAUAAAUACAAAUAUCACGCUACUUUCAAAGAUCAGAAUUCAACCAAUGACAUCGAGAAAGAAAAAGGAUCUUCUACUGUAUUCCCUCCUGUGAGAAAUCUACAAACAAGAAAGUAUGGACGUAGUCGAGUCAAAUCUAAAGAUGGUAAAUCAGAUGUUGUUGUUACUUCUCCGAAACCUAGAGAAAGAAGUAUAAGAAAGUUCAGCGAAUCCUUCUCUAAGACGACUGAGGCUUCAACCAACGGGAUAACGCCUGAACCUGAUAAAUCUAAGAGUAGGUUCAGUUCUAAAUACAGAGCUUCGUAUCUUGAUAAACCAUUUUACAAACCCACUGUACCUACCAUUACAUCAUCAACUGUUGAGGGAGAAGAAAUACAAUUAGGGCCAGACCUGAACGCUAUUUCCUUUACUCAAACACGAAGGACACUGUCCUCGGCAGACCUAAGAUUGUCCGAGAGUCUGGUGAAGCCGCCACUCGUGAUGAACGUUGAGGCGUCACACCACUCGCCGUCAGUUACAGUAUCUAUAUUUGAUGCUUUAGCUGAAAUACUCACGUCAACACCCAAACCACGAAUCUCGACAACAACCGAAGUACCGAAAAUACAAAAACUUAAUACUGACGUUAAACAAGUACUCGACGGCGUGAGUAGCAACAAUAAUGUAAAUAGUGUCCAAGACUUAGCGGGUCAGGACACAUUUAUGUCAACCAACGCCGAUGUAAGCACUAGUACUAAAUCUGUACAGCCCACUGUUCAAGGCACACCAAAUGUGAUUAACAGUAUUUUGGUCGGGGGAACUGUUACACAGUCACUAAACACAGAAGACGGAAGUAAAAUUCCUGUGAAUACACCACAACCCACUACUCCCAUUCCCACUCCCACAACUCCCAUUUCCGCAAGGAAACCAUUUGCCAUUAGAGUGUUGUACUCUGAAACAGAACCGCCAAAAGACAAAACCACGACUGCAUCCACACCAACUCAGGGAUCGACUGACCGUCCGAAAAUGGUAUAUAACACUGUGUCUGAUCUUUUGUUGUCCAAUAACAAUUUAGUAUCUUCUGAACUAACUAGCAUGUUGUCAAAUAACAUUAUAAAUAUUAUAGAAAACAUGGAUGAAGAUAGUAGAUCGAAACUAAAGAGUUUAGAUAUGGCUAAAGUAUUAAAAAGUUUGAUUCCCAGAGCUUUAGAUGGACUUGCGACUGUACUUGACAAUGCCGAUUCAAUCCCAAACACAACGCCUUACAGUUUGGAGGAUAUUAGGGAUACCGCGAAAAUUGUUAUUGAUGGUGUAGAAUAUGAUAAUUCCCUCCAAAGUGUAAGCACUGGCGGUAAUGUAAAUAUCACUGUAGAUAAUAGAAAUGUACCCAUUAGUGUCACACAAAAUCCUACUACUGUAAAUAGUCCUGUUACACCGGCAACUGUAGAAAGCACAAGGUCUGUAUCUAGUAGCCAGGGGACGACAGCUGCUUCAACUUCUACGACAACUGCUAAUGCAAUAAGAGCUACGGCUGCUGCAACACCAACCACAGCGGCUGCUACGUCUCCUGUCUCCUCAGAAACGGCCUCAUUAAAUGUAGAUAUUGUAAGUGAUACACCAAGUGACUUUACUAACAAGAAUGUUCCUUUACCUUUUCUCACAAACUUCCAAAGCAAUGACUUCACUGUUGAUGAAUCUGAUAAACUAUUCGGUGCUGCAACUACAGCUAUUCUAAAACCUUUAAGUCUGUCCAUUGUAUCUUCAUCUGUAUCACCACCACAGCGUGAUAUAGAUGAAAUACAGGAUCCUAGUCAAGUAUCGCGGUUACAGUUAUGGGUACUAUCAAAGAAAGCUAGAGUAUUGAAAAUGAUUGAAGACAUUAUAAGACAACACAAUAAUGAGUUAGCAACACUACCGCCUUUGACUGAUUUUGUUAGCCCAUCUGGCAAUAUCAACUUGUCGGAACGUUUGACAAACAUUAUGAAUACCAUGAUAGCCUCGACUGAAACUGUGACGACUCGUGAUACUGAAACUACUUCUCCUAUGACUACCCCAUCCUUUGUAAUUAAUCCUCUUUCCACCAAUGUAUUCGAAGCAACUACGACAGCCAGCCCCCCAACUGUCCUUACGACCACGACGGAGGCAGUAUCAUCAAGUAGUGUGCCAUCUACUAGUGACACUGUCUCUAUAUCUUCACGUUCGGGUCGCACCCAAGCAAUCGAUGGCACAACGGGUUCGUCUUCUGUCACUACUACAGUUACAACUGAUGCUAGUGAAACCAUCAAUGAUGUUACAAGUACCAUGCCGGCACCGACUACUGAUCAAAAGGUCGAAAUAUUAAGUCGACUUCAAGAGGCUCCUGUCACAACCACAACGAUUGCUAGUUCAGAAACAAUGGAAACUACAACCCUAGUAGCUGACACCGAGACAACGACACAAAAUGUAGAAACGACUACAUUCAACAUAGACACCACUACUUCUACCGACGCUUCAGACAACAACACUUCACAAACAACAGUUAGUACUUUGAGUGUUGGAACACCAGCUAUUCCGAAAAAAGACUAUGUCAUAUUCGGAAUAUUACCUAACAAUACAGUGGUACGUAAAAAUCCUAACGAAGACAUAUUGGAACAAUUAACAGAGGCGAGCCCAUAUAUCGUUUACGGUGUACUACCCAAUAACACAGUAAUACGUAAAUUCCCGAACGGGACCAGAGUGCCACGAGUUAUGCAAAAAAUUGACAUUCUGCCAAUCAGCCCGUGGAGUUUAAGAAAUCCAUACAGCCCCAUCCAUAAUAAUCCGGCCAUUGUCAGACCGCAGCCUAACCCCAUCCGAGAAUCCACUAAUACUGCGACAUCCACAGACACAUCAAAUAACGGAACGGAAAGAUUAACCAACGACACUGUAAAUAACCAACAACGGAUGAUUACUCCAUCGGCACUUAAUAUUAAAAGCAGUAACGGUAUAACUACCACCAUUAUGCCAGAAAAAAGCACUGCCUCGCAUGUAUUGAGUUUACGCACAACUACAAUGCUACCUUCUAUUGAUGAGAUUCUGCUUAAUAGUAUAUCUUCGGCCGCUAUACAGGAGAUGGUCAUAUCGGAAAUGACGAGCUCUACUCGCGAACCAAGAAUAUUAACACUGGAUAUUGAUCCGGAGACGAAACAAAUACGUACGGAAAAGCCAGGGGAAGGUGAUGGAAGUGCCGUAUUUAAAUUUAUACCAAUUGAUGAAGUUACGGUCGCACCGCAAAACUCGAACGUAUUGAAACUGGCUUCGACUAAAACACCACCAUCGACAAAUUCCGUACAAACUGAGACACAAACUAUGUCGACAUCGUCUGUUACUGAGAUGAGUACGCAGACACCACAAGUACAAACACAAGAAACAACAAUGAACGAGGCAACAACGACUCAGAGAACAACUAUUAUGCCUGAAAUAACGGUUAUGUCGUCUGCAUUCACUAAUGCUCCCGGAACUGUGCCAACCACCACGAGCCAGCCGACUACUCUACCUCCUACGACUACUACUACGCCUGCACCUAUCACUACGACAACGGAGCCAACAACGACUACGACAACGACAACGACAACAACACCAGCGCCAACAACAACAACAACAACAACUACUACUACUACAACCACGACUACUCCAGCUCCAACAACAACUACUCCAGCUCCAACAACUACUACAGCGGCUCCAACGACAACACAGGCAACAACGGUAGUUCAAUCCACUACUAUUAGCGUAGAAGAAGAGUUAAGGAGAUAUAGAGAAGAUGUCCAAUUGCUACAAACAUUACUGCAAGCUACGGGUCGUGAUCCAAAGAAUCUUAAUUUAAAUGCAUUGUCACUAGGUGAUCUAACCACUACAGUAAGACCUACCACCACUACUACAGCACCUACCACAACUAGGCCAACUACAACUACUAGAGCACCAACGACAACUCAGACCACUGACCCUGUAAAGUUAUUGCAGGCAUUGUUUACUAAUCCAACAACAUUGUCUAUUCCAAAUCUGGGUGGCAACUUAAGGGUAUCAACUGGUCAACAAGCAACAACAACAACACGAUCCAUAGAAGAUGAUAUUAAACAAUUUGAGGAAGACACGAAAUUAUUACAAGCGCUUUUACAGGCUACUGGACAAAACCCUGCUUCUCUAAACAUACCCGCAUUAGAUAGUCUAACAACUGUAAGAAUCCCAAUUACACAAACAACUAAUAUUCCAACUACAACAGCUAUACCAACAACAACAACAACCACAACUACUACUACUACUACAGUUAGACCAACAACGACAACAACUAGGCCGACAACAACCAGUAGGCCAACAACAACACAAAACAUUGAAGACGACAUCAAACAAUUCCAAGAAGACACGAAACUUUUACAGGCUCUGUUACAGGCGACUGGUCAAAACCCAAGUACUUUAAAUAUUCCAGUAAUAUCUGGUAUAACAUCCAAUGUGAGGAUAGCUUCUAAUCCUCAAACAACAUCGUUGGGAUCAAACCCAACAACACCGUUGAAUAUUAGACCCGUGUUUGCAACAACUAAUGGUCCAGUAUUCCAAACAUUCGCACCUAGAACUGUUUCAACUACGUUACAGCCUGUGACUGAUGUUGGGAUUUCCACGACUUUCACGCCUUUCAACCGAGAAAGGUUGACGACAACAAUAAGGAGUGCUCCAACUACAUUGACUGGUCGACGUGCUCCAUUCACUGGAUUCACUUCAACUACAGAAAUGCCCAGUUCUUCUACGUUCUCUGUUGAAGAGGAUUUGGCUUUCUUGAAGAAUUUGAAAACAGUGCUGAAAACAAACCCUAAUAAUGAAGAUCCUGAAGCAGCUCUAGCGAAUCGUAUCAUAGCACUAGCUGUAGAAAGGAGUCUCAAUGAAAUACAAACGGGCACGGGCGAAACAGUCCGCUCAGGGAAAAAUAUAGCUGUCAGUGGAAACAAUUUGAUACCUUCCACAAAUAGACCUGCACCCACAACUACCACACCUUUACCAACAACAACAACAACAACUACUACUACUACGACAACUACAACAACACCACGUCCAACAACAACGACACAAAGGCCAACAACCACACAGAGACCAACAACAACUGUCAAUGGACCGUCUAUCGAAGAUGAUAUCAGACAAUUCCAAGAAGACACUAAGCUACUUCAAGCACUACUUAAAGCCACUGGACAAGAUCCAUCCAAACUCAAUUUGCCUACACUACCAAACUUAAAUGGCGCACAGGAGACUACGACUCAAAGGAGUAAACUCACUAUCACUGGACAAUCUUCCGACGAAGCCCUUAAGAAACUGAUUCAGCAGACUCAACCGACAGGAAUGGUGUCCGAAGCAACGCGAGCGCCUAUCUCUCUUAGCACCGAGUAUGGCAAGAGCAACGACGCGUUGCUGGCAGCUUUGCUGAAGGAGCAAGGUUUCGGUCCAACCACGGCAAGUUCUUUGGAUGAGCAACUUCGACUCGCUGCUUUACUCAACCAAGUGGUAGUGACGCCGAAGGCAAGACGGACAACGACGCCGCCACCUCCACCGCCAGCACCUCGAAGGCCAAUCUUAGACGGAUUGGCCUGGCUCUGGCAGCAGUGGAGGGAGACUGCUCCGGGACCAGGAGCGCCGAGGCCGAACAGAAGGCCUGAGCCUGCGCCCUCAGCCAGGCCCGCCCCAACAGUAUCGUCAGCACCGACGAGCAAUAGGGGCAACUGGUUUGGCUCUGGACCCUUCGUUGGCAACGCUGAUGAUAGACCAGCAAAUAGAAUACCCCUGGAGCCUCCUAGAGCCGUGACGGCCCAGCAAGAACCUGGACGAGGUCAGCUCGUGUCAGCAGCCAUUAAUGUGACCAGAGCAUUCUCACAGUUCUUAGGAGCUGCGAUACAGGGUGCUGCCCAAACCGUCCAGAGUGUGAUCCGGGCCGGUCAGCGAGCCGCAACAGACGUCUACAUGAACGGAUCCGGUGGUUCCGGAUAACCGUACCUCAAAUGAGACUCCAAUGCGGACUCAAAACUUUUGCGAAAGUGUCAUAGUACGCACUAUGUGUUGCAAGUGCUCAAAUGUAUAUAGUCGGUUGUAAUAUUUUUUUAUAGUUAUUUCGUAGCGUUGAUUUGAAAAUGUAAUUAAAUAGUUCGAUAAAGUCCUCUCGUAGUUAGGGAUUCAAAUGUAUCAAGUUACUUUGUCAUAUUAUAUUGUUUAAUUUACAAAACAGGGUCUAGAGAUGUUGUAAAUUUUAACACAUUAACGCCAUGAAGGACAAAAGUAGCGGAAGAUUUGCCUUCAACAUAAUAUUUUUGCUGGCAGUCAAAGUCUUAAAAUUGUUAUAUUAUAAUAUUUUUCAUGAUGUAUGAGUACCUUCAUACGUUUCAAUACAGCUUGAUCCCUUAAAAGUUCCUAAGCAGAGGUAUUGAACGUUUUCAAUCAAUGUCUACGAAUCAAAAUCAUAAGGACUUUUUGUAAAAUACCUAAAUAAAUAUGUAAUGUUAAGUUAAUGACAAAUCAAGCAUAACAUCUGUUAGGUUUGUAACCUAAACGUCUGAAUCUAGACUUAGGCAAACAAUGUGAUGUUAGCACUACUUUAGAUUGUAUUAUUUAAUUUUAUAAUAAUUAUCUCUUCAACUUUCUACCUGCGAUUUCACUACAUGACAAACGAUUUUUAAUGUAAGAAGCCUUAAUGGUUUGUGAUACAAAUGUAUGACUAGGUUUCUAUGACAUUCACUUUUUGUCAUUUACGCUGAGAUAAUAAUAUACAAUGAAUUAAUCUCUUCAAUUUAUUACGCUUAGCAAUUUAUAGGGUUUGAACUUUGGUAGCUUUUAUAUGCUAUAAUUAUAUUUUUUAAUUGGAAAGGUAAUUCUUAAUAAGUACUUAAAUUCAUUUAAUAUGAAAUCAUUGAAUUUAUUCCCAAGUAAUACUCAAGAAUUGAUUAAGUUACGAAUUAUUUAAUUUCUCGUUAUUUGCGUUUACAAAUGAAUUAAAAAUUAAUAUUUUUUCUGAUUUAUAAAACUGUUCCAGUUCACUAAAAACUAUCAAUCACAAAAGUUUAAUCCUUUGUCAUAUUUUAGACAAUGUAAUAUAAUAAGCAUAAUUAAUCUUCUGUCAUAUUGAAUAUGACAGUUGAUUUUAUUUAGACGUGUUUAGUUUGUAAGUGUCUUUGUAAUCUUAAGCCUAACAUGUGCCAUUUGCACGUGCUUGAUGUACUCGCUUCUACAAUCUUCAGCUUUUAUUUAUUUAUUUAAGAAAAAUCUUUGUUCUACAUUCGUGGAAGAAUGUUACACAGAUUUGGGUUUCAUAGUCAGGCGAAUAGUAGUUUGGUUACUACUAAAUACAAUAACUUAUAAGGAACGAAAAUUUGAAUUUCGAUGUCGGUCGUUGAUAUUGAAAAGGGCUCUCUCAAGCAGCAUUUAAUCGAAAUAAAAUGAAAAGUAAUGAAAUAAAAUGUUUAGUCUUUUUAUUCUCUAUUUGUAAAUAUAUUUUGAGCUAUUGUAAUAAACUGCUUCCAGCAAUGAUAUAUUGAUUAUAAAUGUAGUAGAGCUUAUAUCUUAUGUAGUUGCUGUAACUAAACUUACUAACAAACCUGACUUGUAAAACUGAGGAUGUUUUAAUUCGCGAUAACCAAGCCGUUUAGCUUUCACUGCCUUUAGUUGUAAAAUUUAUAUAUAUUAAGUAAGGAUCGGGUACUGUAGAAUUAAUGCUGCUAGAUCAUUUUACAAUUGAUUUAUCUAAUGUAGAUUGAAAAACCAUUUAUAAUUGUGGUUUUGGUAAAACAAUGCUCUGUAUUUUAUAUUUAUAUUGCAGUCUCAUUUUAUUGAAGGUAAAAUGAUAAAGACAGGCAAGAUUUACUGAGCGUUUAUUAAUCAUUAAUUAUAAGUAAUCAAAUCAAUCGUUAUUGAUAGAAAUCAAUUGUAAAAUUGGUAAAGCAUUGAAUUUUUUUGUACCAGUAAAUUUAUCGGUCACUGCCAAGUUUUGGACUUAUUAAUUUUAAAUUUGGAGGAUUUUUUAUACUUUUAUAAUAAAAAAAAUAUGGGUGUAAAUUAAUGGCUGAUUAAAAAGUAGCCAUGAAAUCUCUGGGCACUUACUCUUGAAAUCAAUGUCAAUGCAAUUUCAUUUCUCUUUAAUAUCAAUAAUUGUUCAAUGUCAAAACUAUACAACCACAAUCGUAGCUGUUAAAAUUACAUUCGAGGACGGAAUAUAAAGCCAAACUCAAUAUCAGUUAGUUCAUUCAAUACUAACGCAAUACGGAUGCAAUGGACGCUAUUGUUGCAAUUCAAGAGUACGAUAUAUUACAAUAUCAAUGUCGAUCGAUCGGGAUUAGAUUCAAGAGUAAGCCCCCAGGUGAACUUAUGUAUUGUUUAUGUAGUAAAAUGCUAUUGUAACUAAUAGACUUAUUCCUAAAAUUAUUAGCUUGAUGCUAACUACCUACUAUUUAAUUUUAACAAAUCGAAUUUAUAAUGCCUUUACUAGAAUCUGGGCUUCGUAAUCAAAUGUAUAGUAUCUUUGGGAGGAUAAUAGGAAAAUAAAUUAUUUUGUAAAUUA
Spodoptera frugiperda (fall armyworm) is the source of this 10801-nucleotide messenger RNA. RefSeq names its product mucin-17. Lineage: Eukaryota; Metazoa; Arthropoda; Insecta; Lepidoptera; Noctuidae. The record is from RefSeq and is a predicted model, not a curated record. The transcript has 16 exons. Bases 271 to 8244 code for a protein of 2657 amino acids.